Molecule: messenger RNA, 1614 nt
Organism: Lepus europaeus (European hare)
Lineage: Eukaryota; Metazoa; Chordata; Mammalia; Lagomorpha; Leporidae
Gene: TYRP1
Product: tyrosinase related protein 1
Exons: 7
Coding region: 1-1614 (537 amino acids)
Biological process (GO): melanocyte differentiation; melanosome organization
Cellular component (GO): melanosome
Molecular function (GO): oxidoreductase activity
Source: RefSeq, a predicted model, not a curated record
AUGAAAGCUCAGAAAUUCCUGUCUCUCCACUGUAUCUUCUCCCUUGUGCUGCUUUUCCAGCAAGCCUGGGCUCAGUUCCCACGCCAAUGUGCCACCGUUGAGGCCUUGAGAAGUGGUGUGUGCUGCCCAGACCUGUCCCCUCUAGCUGGGCCGGGGACUGACCCCUGUGGCUCAUCAUCAGGCAGAGGCAGGUGUGAAGCAGUGACUGCAGACUCCCGACCCCACAGUCCCCAUUACCCCCACGAUGGCAGAGAUGAUCGGGAGGCCUGGCCCACACGGUUCUUCAAUAGAACAUGCCACUGCAAUGGCAACUUCUCAGGACACAACUGUGGCACUUGCCGUCCUGGCUGGAGGGGAGCUGCUUGUGACCAGAGGAUUCUUACAGUCAGGAGAAAUAUUCUGGAUUUAAGUAUCGAGGAAAAGAACCACUUCGUCCAAGCUCUGGAUAUGGCCAAGCGCACAGCUCACCCUCAGUUUGUCAUUGCCACCAGGAGAUCAGAGGAAAUAUUGGGGCCAGAUGGCAAUACACCACAAUUUGAGAAUAUUUCCAUUUAUAACUACUUUGUUUGGACACACUAUUACUCAGUCAAAAAGACUUUUCUUGGUCCGGGGCAGGAAAGCUUUGGUGAAGUGGAUUUUUCUCAUGAAGGACCGGCUUUCCUCACAUGGCACAGGUACCACCUACUGCAGCUGGAGAGAGACAUGCAGGAAAUGUUGCAAGAACCUACUUUCUCCCUUCCUUACUGGAAUUUUGCAACUGGCAAAAACAUAUGCGAUAUCUGCACCGAUGACAUGAUGGGAUCGAGAAGCAACUUCGAUUCCAGUCUUAUAAGUCCAAACUCCGUCUUCUCUCAAUGGCGAGUGGUCUGCGAAUCUUUGGAAGAUUAUGAUACCCUCGGAACACUUUGUAACAGCACUGAGAAUGGGCCAAUCAGGAGGAAUCCAGCUGGAAAUGUGGCUAGACCGAUGGUGCAGCGUCUUCCUGAACCACAGGAUGUCACCCAGUGCUUGGAAGUUGGUGUAUUUGACACACCUCCUUUUUAUUCCAAUUCUACAAAUAGUUUCCGAAACACAGUGGAAGGUUACAGUGCUCCCACAGGAAGAUACGAUCCUGCUGUUCGGAGUCUUCACAAUUUAGCCCAUCUAUUCCUGAAUGGAACAGGGGGACAAACCCAUUUGUCUCCAAAUGAUCCUAUUUUUGUCCUCCUGCAUACUUUCACUGAUGCAGUCUUUGAUGAAUGGCUAAGGAGAUACAAUGCUGAUAUAUCCACCUUUCCAUUGGAAAACGCCCCUAUUGGACAUAAUAGACAAUACAAUAUGGUACCAUUCUGGCCUCCAAUUACCAACAUAGAAAUGUUUGUUACUGCUCCAGACAACCUUGGAUAUACUUAUGAAGUUCAAUGGCCAGGUCAAAAUUUUAGUGUAUCUGAGAUUAUUACCAUAGCAGUAGUUGCUGCUUUAUUGCUGAUUGCAGUCAUUUUUGUGGGUGCUUCUUGCCUGAUUCGUGCCAGAAACAGAAUGGAUGAAGCUAAUCAGCCUCUCCUCACUGAUCAGUAUCAACACUAUGCUGGAGACUAUGAAAAAAUCCAGAAUCCGAAUCAGUCCAUGGUCUGA